AUGGCUGAAGCAUCAGCACCACCUCUCUCCCCAUCAGACUUUGGACUUUUGUCUCCACCUCCUGACCUGUGCACGUCAUGUGGCCACAGCCACCCGCUGGAGGAGAACCAUGAGUACAUUUACAAAGAUGAGGUGGACGACGACCUUGUCUGUCACAUCUGCCUACAGCCGCUCAUCAGACCCCUGGACACACCCUGUGGACAUACCUAUUGCCAGGAGUGUCUCACCAGCUUCCUUCUGGAGAGUGACUUCUGCCCUGUGUGCCGCACGCCCUUAAUGCUGCAGACCUGCAGGAAGCCCAGCCUGCUGGUGCACAAGCUGCUGGACAAGCUGAUUGUGGCUUGCCCCUUCACUGACCAUUGCACUGAAGUACUGCCCCGUGGUGAAAUGGAAGACCACAUCAAGAGCAGGUGUAAAGGAGCCUCUCACUAUGGCCUCUCAGCAGACAGGAAGCGACGUUCACAGGAGGGUGAAUGCACUGACAGCACAUCAGAACUCACCAUCGCCACACUACCAAAUGAUGGCCCCACCUCGGCCGCCGUGGCCCUCCUGUCAGAUGAACCCGGUCUGGUCAACCCUGCUUUCGACCCCAGCAUGGAGGACAACAGCCAGUCAGGCAGCACGACCAGCUUGGCUGCUCGCAGCAGCGGCAAGAAGAUCAGAAACUUUGACCGUUCUUCAGUGAGGAGCCGCUCUUUCAGGAGACUGAACCGGGCGUUCAGUGUUCUGCGGAGGACCAAGAGUGGCAACGCAGUGAGCAAUGAAACAUCUGAAGAGAGAGACAAUACCAGGAAUUCCAGUGUGCCACAGGAAGUGCUGGCUCUUCCGCAGCUCCAUCACUUGAUCCCUGAUGGUGAAGUUACCAGUAUUAAGAUCACACGGGUGGAUCCCUCAGAGCCGCUGGCCAUCAGCAUUGUCGGCGGCAACGAGACCCCCCUGGUUCGCAUCCUCAUCCAGGAUAUCUACAGAGAAGGUGUCAUUGCUCGUGAUGGACGCUUGCUGCCUGGGGACAUGAUCCUGAAGGUAAACGGCAUUGACAUCAGCAACGUACCCCACUGCUACGCCAUGGCAACCCUCAAACAGCCCUGCCAACUCCUCCGGCUAACCGUCCUCAGAGAGCAGCGCCACCGUUACCGUUCACAUUCGCACAGCCACCCACACGGCCACGGGCACGGCCACGAUGUCGCCGGGGGCCACCUGUCUCACGGCCUACCUCACCACCCCUUGAGGGAUGACAGCAUCCACGUGGUCCUGAAUAAAAGCACUCCAGAAGAGCAACUGGGAAUUAAGCUAGUGAGGCGGCCGGAGGAGCACGGAGUCUACAUCUUUCACCUGCUGGAGGGAGGCCUGGCAGCACGUGACGGACAGUUGUGCGUCGGCGACCGCGUGCUAGCCAUCAACGGGCACGAUCUACGCUAUGGAGCGCCAGAACACGCUGCUCUGCUUAUCCAGGCAAGCGAAGAGCGUGUCCACUUCAUAGUAUCACGUCAGAUCUGCCUGCCUACCCCAGACAUCUUACAAGAGGAUCCGUGGGCUAUGGAUGGUCCCCCACCAUAUUCCCCCGUGGAUAUAGAGCAAACACUACUGGACUCUUGUCAGAAGCCUGCAUGCUAUGAGAAGACAGUUACUCUGACCAAGGAGCCCUACGACUCUCUGGGUAUGACGGUGGCAGGCGGCAUGUCCAGCCGAGGGUGGGACCUCCCUAUUUAUGUCACAAACGUGGACCCCGACGGAGUGGUGGGACAGGAGGGCUCCAUCCGCAAAGGUGACAUCUUGCUAAACGUGAACGGGGUGGAUUUGACGGGGGUGACACGAGGCGAAGCUGUGGCCAACCUGAAGAACACCUCCUCUCCUGUUGUGCUCAAGGUCUUGGAGAUGCGUCCUCCCGAUGAAAGCCUGCAAGAGUGCCCAUUGCCACCCUGUCUCACACCCUCACCAACAGAUAGCACCAAGAGCCCACUGCCCAAUGAUGAUUACUCCCCACUGUGGGUGUCAUGGCUGCAGCUUCCCAGGCAUCUCUACUGCUGCAAAGACAUUGUCCUGCGGAGGAGCACUUCGGGGAGCCUGGGCUUCAGUAUCGUAGGAGGUCAGGAGGAGGUCAACUGCAAUCAAUCCUUUUUUAUUCGCUCCAUCGUGGAGGGAACGCCAGCCUACAAUGAUGGCAGGAUAAGGUGUGGGGACAUCUUGCUCGAAGUGAACGGGAACAGUACAUGGGGAAUGACCCACACAGCAUUAGUGCGUCUUCUGAAAGAGCUUCGAGGCAGAAUCACCCUGACCAUCGUCUCCUGGCCGGGCAGCCUGCUGUAGCAGUGCUCCAAGCCAUCAAGCGCUGCUACAGUGGCACUGACCAAGGAAUG
Messenger RNA from Scomber japonicus (chub mackerel), 2357 nucleotides. It is a transcript of the gene lnx1, whose product is annotated as ligand of numb-protein X 1. The transcript is spliced from 10 exons. Gene Ontology annotation, biological process: ubiquitin-dependent protein catabolic process. Gene Ontology annotation, molecular function: ubiquitin-protein transferase activity; protein binding. Bases 1 to 2307 code for a protein of 768 amino acids. Gene Ontology annotation, cellular component: cytoplasm. Lineage: Eukaryota; Metazoa; Chordata; Actinopteri; Scombriformes; Scombridae. The record is from RefSeq and is a predicted model, not a curated record.